Molecule: messenger RNA, 1202 nt
Organism: Daphnia magna
Lineage: Eukaryota; Metazoa; Arthropoda; Branchiopoda; Diplostraca; Daphniidae
Product: rab-like protein 2A
Exons: 6
Coding region: 522-1157 (211 amino acids)
Cellular component (GO): Golgi apparatus; endosome
Molecular function (GO): GTPase activity; GTP binding
Source: RefSeq, a predicted model, not a curated record
AUAUGUAGAUGCUUUGCCUCUCAGAUUUGUUUAGCUAUUGUAUAAUAUCUUUUAGAAUAGAUACCUGUGACUUGUAAAAAAUAUAAUACAGUUGUUAAAGAACUAUUCAAAUACUAGAAGUGUGAUUUAAAUAUAAAACUAUGGGUAAGAUUGGGUGCAUGUAUUGAGCAAGCCUACAGCCGUUGGACUGAAUUAGCCUAGAGCCGACGCAUCUCCUAAAUUUAUUCGGUCGUAUUGUAAAGCAUUCUCCCUCUCGGCCGGGUGAAUGACUUUACGCAAUUGAUAUAGGCUUCGUUACAAUAUUCAUAAGCCAAAUAAGUUAACUUAUCAACCUCGAUAAUUCCAACUUUUCGCAUUUUUUACUAUCAAUUGUAUGAUGCCUUAUAUUAAACAUGUAAAUACCAGCACCUGAUGAAACGCUAGCCUUAAAGUGGAACUUAUGGUUGCUAUGGUAAUAUGGGAAUCAAAUACAAACCGACUAUUUUCAGAAACGUUCGUGAGAGUGAGAGUCAUCAUUAACGAUGGAAGUCGAAGACAACGUAAAUUUUGGCGUUGAUUACUCAAGCAUUAGCAAAACAAAUGAGAUAACUGUCAAAAUAAUUCUUCUUGGAGAUAGUGCCGUAGGGAAAUCAAAAUUGAUUGAACGGUUUUUAAUGGAUGACUAUAAGCCACAUCAACUGUCAACGUAUGCUUUGACCUUAUUUCGCUACAAAACCCAAGUUCAGGAGAAAUCUGUAUCUGUUGAUUUUUGGGAUACCGCCGGACAGGAACGCUUCGAGUCCUUACACCCCUCGUACUAUCACCAGGCAAACUGUGCGGUGUUAAUUUUCGAUUCGGUUAGGAAAGUCACAUACAAAAAUUUAAAAAAGUGGUACGAUGAACUGCGUCAGUACAGACCUGAAAUUCCCUGCUUGUGUGCGGCCAAUAAGAUUGACGAAAAUUUUGACGCAACUCAAAAGAAUUUUGCAUUUCCAACCAAGAAUCGAUUGCCAUUUUACUACGUGUCAGCGUCUGACGGAACCAAUGUCGUGAAGUUUCUAAGAUUCAGUUAUGAAUUACAGCUUUUCAACGAUGCGAUAAAUGCAGCCAUAGCAUAUCGACUUAACCCAACGGAUGUAAGCGAUCAAAUUAUGGAUGAGCUUGAAACAUUAAAUUAAUUCUCGCGGAUAUGUAUCGCCUUGAUUAAAUUAUCUAUCGAUGUU